AUGUUAAAUCAAAAUAUUCUCAAGAAAUACAGUAUUGUCACUAGUAACGAGCCCUCAUCUUCUAUUGCUACUCCUACUACAACAAUUAAUACAUAUCCUGCAAAUUCUUAUAAUGGAUGUGAAAAGAAAUUUAGUCGUAAAUUUGCUCUUGACAAGCAUAAAACUGGAGUGCAUAAAAAUCUGUCUACAUAA
Messenger RNA from Entrophospora sp. SA101, 192 nucleotides. The record is from the annotation of a GenBank genome assembly. NCBI's taxonomy places the organism in Eukaryota, Fungi, Glomeromycota, Glomeromycetes, Entrophosporales, Entrophosporaceae.